Messenger RNA from Myxocyprinus asiaticus (Chinese sucker), 1670 nucleotides. RefSeq names its product zinc finger protein with KRAB and SCAN domains 7-like. The transcript has 2 exons. Bases 489 to 1286 code for a protein of 265 amino acids. Lineage: Eukaryota; Metazoa; Chordata; Actinopteri; Cypriniformes; Catostomidae. The record is from RefSeq and is a predicted model, not a curated record.
GCUGGAAUGAGACACACCCGGUCCCCAAUCAGCUUGAUGGGGCGCGCGAGGGAUAAAGGCGGCCAGGGACGACAGUUCGAGAGACAGAGAAUGACAGACAGCUGUACUGUGUGUUUAUAGUUGUGUGUUUUGUUUAAGUUGUUUAUUAAAUUAUUAUUUAAGUUGUCAAGCCGGUUCUCGCCUCCUCCUUUCCACCGAACCCCCUUACACUGGUGCCAAAACCCAGGAUUGAAGUUUGGGUUGAAAAUGGAUGGAAGUCGUCCCGUAGAGUCCUCCCAGUUGGCGGAGAUCCUCCAAGCCCUCGCCAGCCUACAUCAGAGCCACCAACAGACACUGCUUGAGCUCCGACAAGACCAAGAUCGCCGGUUUGUCGAGCUCCUGCAUGCUCAAGCCAAGGACCGGCGAUCUGGAGCCUCCUCAGCCAGGAGGCGUCCUCAGCCGCGACCCCAGACGCUCCCACACCAUUACCCCCGCCAGCUUUACAGAAAAUGGGGGCAGCGGACGACCCCGAGGCCUUCCUGGAUUUGUUUGAGCGGACCGCCGAGAUCUGGGGUUGGCCGCUCGGCCAAUGGGCGGCCCGACUGAUCCCACUAUUGUCCGGGGAAGCCCAGCUCGCGGCUCAACAACUACCAGCGACAAUCCUCCUGGCCUACGGAGAUUUAAAGAGAGCCAUCUUGCAACGGGUUGGUCGCACUCCGGAGGAAAGUCGUCAACUCUUCCGGAGCUUGAAGUUUGAGAGAUCCGACCACCCGUUUGCCUUCGCCCAGCGGCUCCGUGACACCUGCCGAAGAUGGCUGCUAGCGGGGGACCGUGACGUCGAUGGAGUUAUCAACCAGGUGGUACUGGAGCAAUUCACACAUCGACUGCCAAAAGGGACGGCGGAGUGGGUCCAGUGCCACCGCCCGGCGUCAUUGGAGGAAGCUGUCCAGUUUGCGGAGGACCACAUGGCGACGAUCCCAAGAGCCCUCCUACAUUUUUUCUCCUCCCUCUGUUUCUUCCCCCUCCCCUCUCUCCUCCCGUUCUGCUCUCUCUCCAGGUCCCGUUCCUGCCCCACGCAGACGAGGAGGACUUCAGCCCCUGAGAUCAGUUCCCCGGGUGUGGGAGGCGACACUUACCCCUAUCCCAAUGCCCCGCUGCUCUCCCCCUCGGGGGGGGGGGGGGGGGGCGCCCACCGACGCAAGUGUGGGCGUAGCGCCUGGGCCGGCCUGUUGGAGGUGCGGAGACCCGAGUCACUUCCGAGAUCAGUGCCUUCUGAUGGAGCUGGGGACGGUGGUGCGGGUCUCUGACCUCCCACAGGCUGCCCCCGACCGGGCCGGAGCGUACCGGAUACCGUCUUUUGAGCGCUUUCCUGGGCUGAACAGUUCUGAGCACCAUGAGAAGUAAUGCUUUCUGUAAAAUUUCAACUUGAGCAUGAAUUUACAAACUGUUCCCAGCCUGGAAUUCUCAGCACGGUUGGCUAACCGCACUCAAGACAGAGGAGCGUUUUGGUGGAACAGCUUUACUCUGGUCAGGGUAAAUUGUUUCAAAGAAAUGCUGUCGAAAAUAAGAAGAGCUGUCGAAAUAUAGGAUAUACUGGAUUAUGACACUAUGUGGCAAAACCCUCAACUCAACUCUGCUUCCUUUCUCUCCAGGAAGAAACCACUCUCCAUGUGAUAUGGGAGCACACUCUA